AUGCUGAGUGCGAAAGCCGAGUACAAAUUCUUGACGGGGCAGGACUUUGGUCCUCCACCCAAGGAAGAAAAGAAAAAGAAACAGGACAGUCCCGCUGAAGCAGACGAGGUUCCUUCCGAAAAGAAUAAGGAAAAGCGUGCAGCCAAAGCAGCAGCCAAGGCUGAAAAGGAGGCGAAAAAGGUUGCACAGCGGGAAGAGCGAGCCCGUCGUGAAGCCGAGAAGACCGCCAAACUCGCCGGCAUUGGGCAGGACAAUUUUGGCGAUGCGCCCUUGAUCCAGUCGCAGAUCAUCACGGACAAAGUGUGGACUCCCAUUCAGAAUUUGAAACCGUCCCUCGCGGGGGAAAGUGUUCUCGUUCGGGGGCACCUGCAAACAGCUCGAGCCGUUGGGAAGGGAGCUUUUGUCCUCGUGCGUUCCAGUCUUUACUCCGUACAAGGAGUCGCCUUUGAAUCGAAAGACGACGAUGGCGCCGUCAGUUCCGCUAUGAUCAAGUACAUGGCUGGACUGCCAGCAGAGUCGGUCGUGGACAUGCGAGGGAUCGUUACGGUCCCCGACCAGCCCGUAGAUUCCGCGACGCAAAAAAUGGUCGAAAUUAAAAUUGAAUCGUUUCAUUGCGUCGCCAAGGCCAAGAAAGCCUUGCCCUUUCAAAUGGAGGACGCCUGUCGACCUGAUUCCGGAAAGGAAACCGACAUUGGUGCCUACAAUGAAGAUGAUCCGGAAGUUGUCGACUCCGAAGACGGUCUCAUCCAUAUCGGUCAAAAGAUGCGUCUCGAUUAUCGUUGGAUCGAUUUGCGGACCCCCGCUAACCAAUCCAUCUUCCGCAUCGAGAGUAUGGUCGGCUGCUUGUUCCGUGAGUUUUUGCUUCAACGCGGGUUUGUAGAAAUUCACACACCUAAGCUCAUUGGAGGAGCCUCCGAAGGUGGCUCCGACGUCUUUACGCUAGACUAUUUCGGACAGUCUGCCUGUUUGGCCAUGAGCCCGCAGCUCCACAAACAGAUGACGGCCGCCUGCUCUGGCUUUGAACGCGUUUUCGAAACCGGUCCUGUAUUUCGGGCCGAAAAUUCGAAUACCCGUCGGCACCUUUGCGAAUUUACCGGACUCGAUCUGGAAAUGGUCAUUCACGAGCAUUAUGAUGAAGUGCUGGCGGUCAUGAGCGAGCUCUUUAUUUACAUAUUCGAUGGCGUUAACGAGCGCUGCAAGCCGGAACUGGAACGUGUUCGGGAGCAGCAUCCGUUUGAGGACUUGCAGUACCUGAGCCCGACGCUCAAACUGACCUUUGCCGAAGGCUGCGCCUUGCUCCGUGAAGCUGGCAUCGAUCAAGACAAUUACGAAGACUUGAGUACCGAAAACGAAAAGAAACUCGGCGACAUUGUCAAGCAAAAGUACGGGACGGACUUUUUCUUCUUGGACAAGUUUCCUUUGGCGGUGCGGCCAUUCUACACCAUGCCCGACCCGAACGACCCCAAACUUUCCAACAGCUACGAUUUUUUUAUUCGUGGUCAAGAGAUUGUGUCCGGUGCCCAGCGUGUUCACGAUCCUGACUUGAUUGAAGAGCGCGCCAAGGCUUUGGGUAUUGAUGUCGAGAGCAUCGCCGACUACGUUGAAUCCUUUCGUCACGGUGCCCUACCGCACGGUGGCGGCGGUAUCGGACUGGAGCGUGUCGUCAUGUUGUUUUUGGGCCUACCCAAUAUUCGCAAGGCGGCCUGGUUUCCCCGUGACCCAAAGCGUAUUUCUCCGUAA
Molecule: messenger RNA, 1740 nt
Organism: Phaeodactylum tricornutum CCAP 1055/1
Lineage: Eukaryota; Bacillariophyta; Bacillariophyceae; Surirellales; Neidiaceae
Exons: 1
Coding region: 1-1740 (579 amino acids)
Biological process (GO): aspartyl-tRNA aminoacylation
Cellular component (GO): aminoacyl-tRNA synthetase multienzyme complex; cytoplasm; cytosol
Molecular function (GO): ATP binding; RNA binding; aspartate-tRNA ligase activity
Source: RefSeq, a predicted model, not a curated record